UACUCCGUAAAUAUACUCCACUAAGGGUUUACUCAGCAGGAUUCUCCGCAAUUUUUAGGGGAUUGGUUAGAACUGCCCUUAGCUAGCUAGCCUGUGUUAGUUUUAAGCUAGUGUGAAAUGGUCAGAUUCCAAGUUUCUAUAGCUACCGGUACAAUAUAAUUAAGCACGCAUCGUUUGCUACCUGCCGCAUGCUUAUGAUAUAGGUAGUGACAUACGCCAAUUAUUUAUCUGGGUACUGACUACCGAGAGCUGCAUUUGAACAGCUAGAAUGUGAAAGAAAGACUUGACUUGAUUCGUGGUGUGUCCCAUUUGAGUGUAUAACAUUGCAAAUCACCUAACAUGCUUCUGCGAAAUUGACGAGAUUGAUCCAAUUCCGCUUCUGUACAAACCGCACGUCCUUCGCUGCUACCCACGGCCUUCUUUUAAUUUUUAUUUCUUCCAUACGUACUAGCUAGGAAAUUAACGUGUGCUUAAUUAUUUGGUUAGUUGCAUUUCAACAACCCGAAUACAAAAUCACAGUUAGGCUAAUCAUCAACGGAGUAAGAUUUAAGAACUCAGGCCAUGGGAGGUAGUGCUCUGGCAUCUUCUAAUUUGGCCGGCCAAUUUGUCGCUGGCAAGAUGGCUGUAUUGCAACAACAGGCCGGACGAUAAGACAAACACGGGUGGGUGAUAAACAACAUUACCUUUUUUUGUUUGAUGAAUAACCGUGACGAGAGAAAGGAACAACCUCUGUGGUUUCGCUAUGAGAGCACUGCAAACUUGCCUUGUUUGUGGCAGGACAAAGAGCACAGCAACCUUUGCUUUUCUCGGAGCGCGCGCGCGCACGCGCGCGCACACACACACACACACACACACACACACACACACACACACACACAGGUAGCUACUGUGAGGUUGAUCAAUUGUUGUGUGAGGACAAUAUCCGAACCGGCCGGAGAUAAUGGCGGAGACGGUGCUGAGCAUGGCGAGGUCCAUGCUGGGUGGAGCCAUUAGCAAGGCCGCCUCUGCCGCCGCCAACGAGAUGAGCCUCCUCAUGGGUGUGCGCAAGGAUAUUUGGUUCAUCAAAGACGAGCUAGCAACGAUGCAGGCUUUCCUGGUGGCUGCUGAAGGUAUGAAGAAGAAAGACAUGCUACUUAAGGUGUGGGCAGAGCAAGUAAGGGAGCUGUCAUACAACAUUGAAGAUUGCCUUGGUGAAUUCAUGGUGCAUGUGGCAAGUCAAAGCUUGUCACGGAAACUUAUGAAGCUCAAACACCAACAUCAAAUUGCGGUGCAAAUCCGCGAUCUCAAAUCACGAGUUGAAGAAGUCAGCAACAGGAACAGACGCUACAACCUGAUUGAGAAGAACCAAAUUACCAGAACCAUUGAUGAGAGGGAUUCCUGUAUGGAAGAUAUUCGCAACCAUUCAGAUAGCAACAUAGAUGAAGCAGGACUUGUGGGGUUUUCCAAGCCCAAACAAGAGUUCAUAAAGCUUAUAGAUGUUCAUGCCAAAAAUGGUCCUGCUCAGGUAGUAUGUGUCGUCGGCAUGGGCGGUUUGGGUAAGACUACUCUUACAAGGAAGGUUUAUGAAAGUAUGGAGAACUUUUAUUGUUGUGCUUGGAUCAUUGUCUCGCAAUCAUUUGUCAGGAUGGAGCUUCUCAAGGUUAUGAUCAAAUUUUUUUUUGGCAAUGAAGCAUUGAAGAAGCAGCUUGAAGGUAAUGUAGUGCGAGAAGAGGACCUCGCCAACUAUCUGAGGAAAGAGCUGCUUGAGAAGAGGUACUUUGUUGUACUUGAUGAUUUGUGGAACAUAGAUGAUUGGAACUGGAUAAAAAAAAUUGCUCUUCUGAGUAGGAACCAAAAAGGUAGCCGGAUAAUUAUAACAACACGAGAUGUUGGUUUAGCUAAGAAGUGCUCAUUGAAAUCUUCUGUACCACUUAUCUACCACCAUCAACCCCUAGAAACCAAUGAUGCCAUACACUUGCUACUAAGGAAGACUCGGAGAAGUGAGGAGGACAUGAAAAAUGAUGUGAAAAUGAGGGAAACAGUUACCAAGAUAGUCAAAAAGUCAGGACUGUUACCACUAGCUAUUCUCACAAUAGGAGGCAUGCUUGCCACUAGAGAGGUCAGUGAAUGGCAAAGUAUUUACGACCAGAUCCCCUUAGAACUAGAGAGCGGCCGAAGUCUUGACGCGAUGAGGAGGAUGGUUACUCUGAGUUACAACCACUUGCCUUCUCAUCUUAAGUCAUGUUUUCUGUAUUUAAGCAUAUUUCCUGAGGAUUUUGAAAUCCAAAGGAGACGUCUCGUAGAAAGAUGGAUAGCCGAGGGGUUUGUUAUUGUCAGGGAUGGGCUAAGUGGUGAGGAGGUUGGGAAUAGUUACUUUAAUGAUCUAAUCAACCAAAGCAUGAUUCAGCCAUCAAGAGUGAACAUAGAAGGAGUUGUGAAGAGCUGUCGAGUCCAUGAUAUUGUGCGUGAUGUCAUGAUCUCAGUUUCUAGAGAUGAAAAUUUUGUGUAUGUGGAGGGAAAUAAUGUAACUGGUGCUACGGAAGAGACCUUCCGACAUGUAGCAUACCAUGGUAGCAUGUGCCAAAAGAUAGAUAUGGAUUGGAGCCACGUCCGAUCAGUAACUGUGUUUGGUGAGAGAUCAUUGAGGCCAUCACCUUCAGUUUGUUCACCAGACAUGAGAAUGCUCCGGGCCUUGGAUCUAGAGAAUGCACAGUUUCAAGUCACACAGAAGGAUAUCAGCAACAUAGGAUUGUUUCGCCACUUGAAGUAUCUGAAUUUUUCUGAUCCUCGAGGAUAUUCACAUAUUUAUAAACUUCCUAGAUCCAUAGGGAGAUUACAAGGCCUGCAAACUUUGAACAUUAGAGACAGUUAUAUUACAGAACUGCCAAUUGAGAUUUGUAAACUCAAGAGUCUACACAGUCUCUGUUGUACCAGAAAUAAUUCCUAUCAAUGCUUUGACCUGGUGUAUGACCCCAAGGCAUGCUUGGUGCGAACACUUUGUCUGCCCAUGCUGUUCACACCUUUGGUUGAUCCUAGUGAGCGUACCAAGGUAGUUGCCGAGCUACACAUGGCCUGGGCUAGCCGUCGGUCUGAGUCAGAAGGUGUUAGGGUUCCAAAAGGAAUCGGCAAACUGAAAGAGCUGCAAAUACUAGAGGUCGUGGACAUCAGCCGAACCAGUGGCAAGGCAAUUAAAGAGCUAGGUGAGCUUGUGCAGCUGAGAAAACUGAGCGUGGUAACAGAAGGGGCCACCAAGCAGAAAUGCAAGGUACUCUGUGAUGCCAUUCAGAAGCUCACUUGCCUGCGCUCUCUUGAAGUGGAUGGUUCACUGGAGUGGCUGCAUGCCGUUUCCUCUCCUCCUCCCCUGUUGAGGAGUCUGAAGUUGGAUGGACCCCUUGGAGAGAUUCCUGACUGGUUUGCCAAUAUGAUGCAUUUGGUCAAGCUUUACUUAGAGGGCAGCAUAAUAAAGGAAGAAUGUAAAAUCAUGGAAAUACUAGGGCCACUUCCCAACCUCAUGCAGAUUUGUCUUGGAAAUGACUCUUAUAUUGGGGAGAAGUUGGUGUUUAAAACGGGAACGUUGCCAAAUCUCAAAAAACUGGAUAUUUAUGGUCUGAAGCAACUGAGAGAGUUGAUAUUCGAGGAGGGCACCUCGCCCGAGUUGGAAAAGAUAGAAAUCAGUGGGUGCACGUUGGAAUCAGGAAUUAUUGGAGUCAACCAGCUUCCAAAGCUCAAGGAGAUCUCACUUGGUUCCUAUGGUCGAGUGGCGAAGCUUGCUAUGCUGCAAAGUGAAGUGGACGCACACCCCAACAGUCCUGUGCUGCGACUGCAGAUGCCCAAAAGAUACCACGACGUGGAAUCUGCAGCUGCGGGAGAGCUCUCACGGUCCCAGGCGGUGGCCAUGGUGACGACAAACGUCAACCAAGAUGAUCUGCUUUACAAUUACAACUCGUGCUGACUGAAUUGGAGCAAGCCUCCUGUCAGGUCCACCAUGUAACACUAUAGUGAUUGACGAAAUAAACUAGUGCUCCACGUAGUGCAUUCAGAUUCAGCUGGGCACCCAGGAGCACCACCAAGCUGCAGUAAUUAUUCGUCCCAUUGUGGACAGUUACAAGAUGCAUGGGACCCAACUUCAAGAGAGGCCAGAUGCUUUCUCCAUACGGCGUAACAUCACAUCGCGGUGGUAUUUCCUUGUAAAAAUCAGUGUUAGGCUAUUUAACCAGAUGAAUUCGUUCCAAAAAUCCAUGCAACGUGAGAUGGGCGCGCACCCCGAACCAUUCGCUACUGCGAAUAUCUGCCUACUGGACCCGCCAUGACCUGGUGGAUGACGUGGAAGUGGAACAAUCCAAUACUGUACGAGUGGAGCAAGCAACGGAGGAAUCAUCUCCCUCUGUUUGUCUGAUUACAUCUGGAGCAACUAUGAAGUAUUUUUACAGUUCAAGCUGGACAAGUAGGAGAAAUUUUUACUAUUCAAGCUGGAGCAACUAUGAGAUUUGAGCAGGGCACUGAGGAGCUAUGAAGCUGGAGUGAACAUCCCAAUCAGAUCCUGUUGUGAAUGGAGUAAGAAUCUAGUACUUAGCUGACCGUGAUGUAGUGAUCUCAAGUGAAGCUGGAAGCUGAGGAAUCCCUAUCGAGUUCGCAAUGCCUCACAGUCCACGCACAUCUAAAGUGUCAACUGUGACGGGCUCAUACUGAUAAAAAGAUUCAGCAGGGCAGAAGAGGAGGAAGAUCCAACAAAGUACAGAUGAUGCACCACUAAGUACUAAGCGUCGAAGCUGAAAUGUUCAUCCUAUUGUCCAUAGUUACCACUGCAAGAGAGGCCAGAUGGUUUACCUGGGUUCUCUAUGUGCGGAACUUUCUGUUUUUCAUGCAGGAUUCGCCCCUGACCUUUAAAUGCUCCUACGAUGUUGGAGCAAGCUACAACAUCAUUUCCAUGGUUGUGACGCCACCAACCGAGGUUCAAAAGUGACACUUGCUUCGUGGGUCUCGUACCAUUUUCCAGACGAUGAUCAGUUCUUCACCAUGGAAUGGGUCAAGUUGAUACUAAACUGUAUUUUCUUUGGACUCCAACAUCUUUCCAGUCCCAGGAACAUUAAUUAGUUUGCUGCAUCAUCUUGCACUCUUCACCAUAUUAUCACAUGAUCUGCUUCUACUAUGACGAUAAUCAAUUUUGUGCUGCCACUAUGUUCUGUAAUUAUUUGUAAUUGAAGAAUGAGGAGACAUGCUACUAUGCAAGCCAAUGGAACUUGUAACGUAGCCAGAUAUGAAUGCUCUGUUUUUCACCUGUAACAUCAUAUGGACAUGCCAUAUCAGCUAUGUGGUUUUCGUUGGUGUUACUUUGCAAUUA
Triticum urartu is the source of this 5320-nucleotide messenger RNA. The record is from RefSeq and is a predicted model, not a curated record. Lineage: Eukaryota; Viridiplantae; Streptophyta; Magnoliopsida; Poales; Poaceae.